Geodia barretti is the source of this 996-nucleotide messenger RNA. The record is from the annotation of a GenBank genome assembly. NCBI's taxonomy places the organism in Eukaryota, Metazoa, Porifera, Demospongiae, Tetractinellida, Geodiidae.
UAGAAGAAAGUUUGACUUCGUUUUGGUCUCGUAAGCACGCGUCUAGUUGCCUCGCGCUAUUGCACUCGGCAAUAAUGAGGUUUCUUCUUCUGUUCAUUCUCUUCAGUAAACUGCUGUUAAAAGGGGUUAUACUUGGCCAGCCUUCUCUGCAUCCUGAAUCAGUUUAUGCUUGUCCAAAUGAGACAGUCACUUUCACUUGUCAUGGCAGCGAUAUAGUUGCUACUCGGUGGGAACUGGAUCUGUACGCUGAGAAGGAUGCUCUGCAGAUAAAUUUUACCUCCAGCCAACCUGUUGGAUCCCAGGAGACGGUUUACAUGGAUAUGAUUUCUGCCAACCUCUCAGAGGUCACUGGAAAGAAUGAUAAUGGCAGUAGCAGCAGAUAUGACCACUACGCUUACAAUCACAGCUCAUAGAUUACCUAAUAAGACAAACAUCACUUGCCUGACACCAACGGAGGAAAAUGUUAUAACCAAGUCAUCAUCCAUUUUCUACUUUGCUGAUAUACCUCGUUGGAAUAAUAAUAAUUUCUCUUCAUACCAAGAGAAAGGGACAUACUUCACAGCAUUACUAGAGCUAGGAACUAUGUUUGAUGGAGGAGGAGUUCCAAUUGAUCACUACAUUAUUCAAGUGGACAAUGGCACACAGUUGGAAACUACUGGACCCACUUACAGUUUUGACAUCAUGUACAAUACUACACUGUCAGUGAAUAUCUCAGCUCACAACUGUGCAGGAUACAGUGAUUUAUUUCCACUUGAGAUACAGUAUGAUCAAGCCACAGAUAAUAAUGAAGCUACCCCUGAUGGCUCUAAUGGUGGCUCUAAUGGUGGCCUUUGCUGUUCAUUGUUGGAGCUAGCAGGUCUUAUUGGAAUUGGGGUCUUUCUCCUUAUUGUAACAACGCUGGUGACAGCAUUGUCUUUAUACCUUAUUCGAAAACACAGGUCAAAAAAGAAAUCUCACCAUUUCUACAAAUAUCAGAAUGGUGAAAAGUGGGACUAA